AUUACGAUUCAUCAUAACAUUAUUUUAUUAGUCACUGACACAAAAAUGGCCGAGUUGUUGUCGAUUCCAUUAAAAAAGUCUUCGGACGUAGAUCUGGUGAAGCCGCUGCGAAAUCUGAUCCAGGCGACUUACAGCGGCGCGGAGGCGGCCGACGAGUGCUGCGAGGCAGUCGCCGAGCUGGCUCGGCUGCGAGCUCAGGCCAUUUGGAAGCUGUUUGAUCAGUCGUCACUAGAUGUUAUUUACAACUAUUACGACCAGCUGGUGUCGCUGGAGAGCAAGGUGCCGCCGCAAGAAGUGGCGGUGCCCUUCAAGUGGAAGGACGCCUUCGACCGCGGCUCCAUCUUCGGAGGACGGAUGAGUCUCACGGUGAGCUCGCUGGCGUUCGAGCGCGUGUGCGUGCUGUUCAACAUCGGGGCGCUGCAGUCGGCGCGGGCGGCGCACGAGCCGCUGGACACCGAGGACUCGCUCAAGCUGGCCGCCAAGCUGUGCCAGCAAGCGGCCGGCGUGUUCACGCACCUGAAGGGCACGGUGCUGCUGGCCGUGCACCAGGACCCCACGCCCGACCUGGCGCCCGACACGCUGGCUGCGCUCGCGCAGCUUAUGCUUGCGCAGGCGCAGGAGCUCAUCGCCUACAAGUGCAUCCGCGACGAGAUGAAGGAGAGCAUGGUGGCGAAGGUGUGCGCGGCGGGCGAGGAGAUGUACGCGGAUGCGCUGCGGCUGAUGCAGCGCGAGGCGCUGAAGCCGCUGUGGGACCGCGACUGGCUGGCCGUGGUGGCGGCCAAGCAGGCGGCCUUCCGCGGCCUGGCGCAGCUGUACGCGGCCGGCGGGGCGGAGGCGGGCGCGGCGCCGGGCGCGGCGGGCGCGCGCGUGGCGCGGCUGCAGGCGGCGGCCGAGGCGCUGCGGGCGGCGGCGCCGGGCGGCCGCCUGGCCGGCGUGGGCCCGCUGCGGGACGCGGCGGCGCGGGCCGCGCGCCUGGCGCACGACGCGGCGCGGGACAACGACUUCAUCUACCACGAGCGCGUGCCCGACGCGGCCGCGCUGGAGCCGCCGGCGCGGGCCGUGGUGGCCAAGGCGCUGGCGCCGCCGCCGCGCUGGGCCGCCGGCCGCGACCUGUUCGCGCGGCUGCUGCCGCUGCCCGUGCUGGCGGCGCAGGCGGCCGCCGAGGCCCGCCGCGCCGAGCUGGUGGCGGCCGAGGUGGCGCGCCUGCGCGAGGCCACGCAGCUGCUCAACGGCGUGCUGGCCUCGCUGUCGCUGCCGGCCUGCGUGGAGGCGGCGGGCGCGGCCGGGCUGCCGCCCAGCAUCGUGGCGCGGGCCCGCGACGUGCGCGCCGCGGGCGGGCUGGCGGCGCUGGCGCAGCUGGUGGCCGAGCUGCCCGAGCUGCUGCAGCGGAACAAGGACAUCCUCAACGAGGCGGAGCGGAUGCUGCGCGAGGAGGCGGAGGCGGACGCGGCGCUGCGCGCGCAGUUCGGGCCGCGCUGGUCGCGCUCGCCCAGCGAGGGGCUCACCGAGGCCUUCCGCGCCAACGCCGCCAAGUACGCGCAGAUCAUCGACAACGCCGUGCGGGCCGACCACAUCGUGCAGCAGAAGUUCCAGCAGCACAGAGACAACAUCGAGCUGCUGUCCCGCAGCGAGGACGAGAUCGGCGCCGGCGUGCCGGCGGCGCCCGGCGGCGGGGGGGCGGAGGCCGGCGAGGCCGCGGACACGCUGCGGCGCCUCAUGCGCGACGUGGACGCGCUCAAGGCGGAGCGCGACGCGCUGGAGGCCGAGCUCAAGGAGGCGCGCGUGCCGCUGCAGGAGGCGCUGCUGGAGGCGCACGCGGCCGCGCGCCCGCUGGGGGCCGAGGCCGAGCCUGCGCUGCAGCGGGCGCUGGCGCCGCUGCAGGCGCGGGCCGCCGCCUCGCUGCGGCGCCAGGAGGACCUCGUCGCCGAGGUGCAGACGGCCCACGCGGCGCUGGCGGCGCCCCUGGGGGGCGGAGGCCGGGACGCGGCGCUGGGCGCGUUGGCCGCCGCCGCCGACGCCUACAGCGAGCUCAGCAACAACCUCAAGGAGGGCGUCAAGUUCUACAACGACCUCACGCAGCUGCUGGUGGCGUUCCAGAACAAGGUGUCGGACUUCUGCUUCGCGCGCAAGACGGAGAAGGACGAGCUGCUGAAGGACCUCACGCAGGAGGCGUCGCGGCCCGGCCCGCCGCCGCCCGCGCCCGCCCACGAGCCGGCCGCCGCCCGGCGCGAGCCCCCCCCGCGGCCCGCGCCGCCCGCGCUGCCCUACCCCGCGCAGCCGCAGGGCAUGCCGCUGCCGUACGCGGGCCCGGCCUACCCCUACUACGCGGCGCCCCUGCCGGCGCUGUACAACCCCUACGCCACGCUGCCCUACCCGCGCGCCGCGCCGCCCUACCAGCCCUACCCCGCGCCCGCGCCCGCGCCCGCCCCCCGCCCGCCCUACGACUCCUACCCGCAGCAGUAGCGGCGCCCCGGCGGCUGCUCGGUGCACUCGUAAUCUCGACGCGAUGGGCGACUCGCCGCACCUAGAGAUGACGUGUUGCUCUGAAUUAUUAUUAUUAUAACGUAGGUUAAGAAAUGGGUAUGUGGACCGUUACUAAUGUUGGAUUCUAAGGACUGUUGUUACAUAAUAGAUAAUAAGGCUCAAAUUAUCAUGUUACGACAAUAUACAGAACUCUCGAAGAAAAAAAACCAAUAGGUUAUUAUCUUGGCUGGGUCAAACCAGAACCUUUAGUUGCAAUGUAUGUCUGCCUAAAGAUCUGAUGUGCUACCGAGAUAUUUGUGCUGCAUGUCCGGCCGUGCGCUGUGUACUGCGCUCUAUGUUGUCUCCGAUGUGUUGUGAUCUUGGAAUGCCUUAUUUUCUUGGUUUAAAAUAUGUUAAUAACCUGAAUCUUUUUUAUUUCGAAAAUAUUUAAACUAUACUGUGAUGUGAUGAUGAUUAUCGUGUAUGAACCGCUGCGGGGCGGUCAGCAUUUACGAGUUGGCAGUAGGUGCUUGAAUGAUGAAAUUACUGUCAAUGGAAAGUGAAAUUAAUUUGAAUGUAACAUAUUUAUUAGUUUUUAUGAAAUUGUAAAAUGUAGGAAUUAAAUAAAUAUUGUUUUUGUCA
Messenger RNA from Pectinophora gossypiella (pink bollworm), 3105 nucleotides. It is a transcript of the gene ALiX, whose product is annotated as programmed cell death 6-interacting protein. The transcript has 10 exons. Gene Ontology annotation, cellular component: endosome. Gene Ontology annotation, biological process: mitotic cytokinesis. Bases 46 to 2463 code for a protein of 805 amino acids. The record is from RefSeq and is a predicted model, not a curated record. Lineage: Eukaryota; Metazoa; Arthropoda; Insecta; Lepidoptera; Gelechiidae. Gene Ontology annotation, molecular function: protein binding.